Molecule: messenger RNA, 5264 nt
Organism: Acanthochromis polyacanthus (spiny chromis)
Lineage: Eukaryota; Metazoa; Chordata; Actinopteri; Pomacentridae
Gene: mpripb
Product: myosin phosphatase Rho interacting protein
Exons: 25
Coding region: 898-4242 (1114 amino acids)
Biological process (GO): actin filament organization
Cellular component (GO): actin cytoskeleton
Molecular function (GO): actin filament binding
Source: RefSeq, a predicted model, not a curated record
UCCCACAGAAUUCCAGGGUCUUGUGCUCAGUCUGCGCUCCCCCUCGCUCCGUGGGGAAAGAAGAAAAUAAACCUAUUGCUGCUAACCAGGCUAGUUAUGGAACCAAAUCCUAAAUACUCCUUGUGCCAUCUGUGACUGGCUAAGAGGUGCUUGCCCUGCACACGGCGUUUCUUCCCGGGAGAAAAGCACCUGAAGCGUUUGUAUUUUCGGACCGACUCUUCUGUAAAAGUCAAGUUGAAGACGCCAGUCAGGAGAGGAUUUCAUUAGCUAGCCUAUCUGCGUGCUAGCUAACUAGGCUAACCGUAGCCUAGCAAAGGAGCACUGGAUGAACUUCGCAUGGAGUGGCUGCUGCGAAUGGGAUAGUAGCCUGCUGUCUGCCUGCAAGCUUUCUUUUAAACUGGGUUCUUCACAUGGGAGUCUGUUGUUACUUCAUGGACACUAUCGACCUGGAGCUUGAAGGCGAUAACUGUUUGCAAAUGUUGUUUUUGUGACUUGCGCCAUCACAUUAUUGAUCGGGAAAUCCACUCGCGAGCUAACAGGAUAUUAGCCAUCUUCUCGCCACUCCGCUUUGUGGUUGCAGGCCAUGGACUGAAAAGCAUUCAUCACUGGCUGAGUGAUGAGAAGGCAGGCUUGAUGGCAGCUAAUUAUUUAUUGGGAGGCAGCAAUUGGAUACAGUUAAAGAGACAAAACAUGCGUUUGCUUUGAACGUUGUCCCCGAACAAUUAAACUAAUGUUUGAUCUUUUUUCUUUUUUACUUGAAAAUGCAUCGGAGUGCUGGAGCUUUUACGAAGUUGGGAUAAAGGAGACGCACAACGUAACAGCGGGAUUACAACUCCAUUGCUGAUAAAGGUCCUCCAGAUAAAUUACUCCAGAGAGUUUUAAAAGAGGUGAAAUAUAAUGUCUUCCGUUAAAGAAAACCCUUGUAGGAAAUUUCAGGCGAACUUUUUCAACAAAAGUAAAUGUCAGAACUGCUUCAAACCACGGGAGCUUCAUCUAUUGACUGACCAGGAUUUGACCCAGGCUAAACCUAUUUAUGGUGGAUGGCUAUGUUUGGCCCCUGAGGGAACUGACUUUGACAAUCCUAUGCAGAGGUCCCGGAAAUGGCAACGGAGAUUCUUUGUGCUGUACGAACAUGGCUGUCUGCGCUUUGCUCUGGAUGAAUCGCCAAGCACACUGCCUCAGGGCACAGUGAACAUGAACCUCUGUACAGACGUCAUUGACGCAGAACCCAAGACAGGCCAGAAGAACUCCUUAUGCAUUAUAACCCCUGACCAGGAGUACUUCAUCAGAGGAGAGAAUAAAGAGAUCAUCAAUGGUUGGAGUGAACAGCUGGUUGUAUACCCCCGAACCAAUAAACAAAACCAGAAGAAGAAACGCAAAGUGGAGCCCGCAACCUCGCUGGAGCCAGGUCCAGCCAAGGUGGCAGUGACUGGCUCUGGUAUCCCCGAAGCAGAGAAGGUACCAGACUCCAGCUCCAUCAUCUGGCAGGAGGAGCUGAACCAGAGGGAGGCUGAGGGGGCAGCAGUCUGGGCUGCUGACCUACCUCCAGGAUCACCGCUACCCCCUGCAGGUGACUGUGUGUCUGUAAGUCAGGGCUCUGAUGCGGGCUCAGUGAAUGGCGAUGAGGUGGACCGUGGCAGUCUGGCACUGCACGGCUCUGCCCCCCAGCCCCCCAGCGACCUGCUCUCCCCAACGGGCUCCUGCUCCAGCCUGGGAGGAGUCCCACGCUGCCUCUCCCCAGCCCCCAGUGACCCCUUCCCCUCUGGCAGCUCCCUGCUCUCCAACGGCUCCCAUAUCAGCGGCUCGGUCAGCUCUCUGGACUCGGAUGCUAGUGGCAGCACGGUGACCAGCACCGACAGCCACCCGGCCAACCAGAGAGGCGGUCACUCGUACAGCCACCAUGACACGCCACGAUCCCGGCGGCUGGAGGCCGAGGCCCGAAAAGCAGAGAAGAGGAGCCGGUUCAGAAGCCCUGACAGACAGGAGAGAGAGGCCGUCCUCAGCCCCGAGAGGAGUCGCUCCGGUGUUAUUGAGAAGUUGGAGGCCUUGGAGUUGGAGAAUCCCGAGAAAAUGGAGGUGGAAGAAUCAGGAAGAAGUGGAGCCAGACAGGGCCGAAGUGAGCACAGACGCUUCCAUAAAGAGGAGCAGAGGCGAGAUGUGGGUCAGGGCCUGGACUUUCCCUCCACACUGCCCCCUCUGAGGAGAGCCAAGUCCCUGGACCGAAGGACCACUGAGUCAGUCAUGACGCCGGAUUUGCUGAACUUCAAGAAAGGUUGGAUGGUGAAGCUGGAUGAGCAAGGCCAGUGGAAGAAGUACUGGUUUGUGCUGACGGAUCACAGCCUGAGAUAUUACAAGGAUUCAAUAGCAGAGGAGGCCUCUGACCUGGACGGUGAGAUUGACCUGUCCACCUGCUAUAAUGUAACUGAAUACCAGGCUCAACGCAACUACGGUUUUCAGAUUCAUACCCAGGAAGGAGUGCACACUUUGUCGGCCAUGACAGCAGGCAUACGCAGGAACUGGAUCCAGGCAGUCAUGAAGAACGUCAGACCCUCCACUGCUCCUGAUGUAGCAAGUUCAACUGAGGAUCACAGCUCCUUUUCUGCUUUGGAGGGUCUAGUUAGGCCAGACGUCACUCAGGACUCUCCCUCCUCUGAGGCCUCGUCUGUGGAGAGAGAAUCUACUCCAGGUGGCAUAAAGAGCCGAGCGCGUGAACGCAGGCGAGAAGGCCGCUCUAAGACCUUUGACUGGGCGGAGUUCAGGCCCAUUGCCCAGGCUCUGGCUCAGCAACGGGCACAGGAGGCCGAGAGCCUCCAGGCUGACAUGGGAGAGCUCGAACGCAACCGGAGAAGAGAGGAGAGGCGGAAGAGGUAUGAGUUUGUGACGGGCCCGGAGAACACAUCCGAAAAAGAAGGAGGGAGAACAGACUAUGAGAGUGAGGAAGGAGUUGGAAACACAGAUUCAUUAGGUCCAGCGUCUUUGGAGAGGCAGCAGAUGGUGGAGGAGGUGAUUGAAGAACACUGGCGACAAGUGGAGAAGACGCCCAUACGGGAGGAGAGGAGAGUACCUCUGCCCACCACAGUGCAAUCCACAGAGACUGCAGAGCUGGAGCAGCUCCUGGAGAAUUACAAGCAGGGGAUAGAGGACCUGAAGGCCCAGUUGGAGAGCUGUCACCAGCAGCUCCUCGACUCAAACAAGCAUAAGCAGGAGCUGGAGCUCCAACUGAGAACAGCUCUGGAGAGAGAGCAGGACAUCCGGUCUGGUUACAUCUCUCCGCUGGAGCACCCUUUGGGUCUGGAGGCUGAUGUGACGCCCCAGAUGAAGAGGCCCGAACUGGCCACCUGUGAGAGGGGCUUUGCCGCCAUGGAGGAGUCUCAUCAGAAGGUGAUAGAUGAGCUGCAGAGGAAACACCAGAGAGAGCUAGAGAACCUACAGGAGGAGAAGGACAGGCUGCUGGCAGAGGAGACAGCGGCCACCAUCGCUGCAAUCGAAGCAAUGAAAAACGCCCACCGGACAGAGCUGGAGAAAGAGCUAGAUAAGGCUCGCAAAGCCAACAACAAUGCAGAGAACGCAGAUAUGGAGGAGAUCCGCAGACAGCAUGAGGAGGAGCUGUGUUCCUUCCAGCGGGAGAUUGAGGUGUUGUCGGAGCAGUAUUCCCAGAAGUGCCUGGAAAACGCCCACCUGGCCCAGGCGCUUGAGGCUGAGAGGCAGGCCCUCCGGCAGUGUCAGAGGGAAAACCAGGAGCUAAACGCACACAACCAGGAGCUGAACAACCGUCUGGCAGCAGAGAUCACCAAGAUGCGCUCGAUGACGUCUGAGGACGGAGUGGGAGACACAAACACCACAAUACAGGGAAAAGAGCUCUAUGAGUUAGAAGUAAUGCUGAGGGUAAAGGAGUCAGAGGUCCAGUACCUAAAGCAGGAAAUCAACUCCCUCAAAGACGAACUCCAAGCCGCCCAAAGAGACAAGAAAUAUGCAACAGAUAAGUAUAAGGACAUCUACACGGAGCUGAGCAUCGUCAAAGCCAAAGCAGAGCGAGAUCUGGGCCGACUCAGAGAUCAGCUGCAGCUGGCUCACGAGGCGCUCGGGGAGCCGUCGCUGGAGGAAGUAGAACGGGGGGGAUAUGAUAUCAUGAAGUCCAAAAGCAACCCUGACAUCCUCAAGAUGGCAGCUGCUGCUGCCAAACGCUCAGAGCGCACCAUGAGGUCCAAGUCUGUGAGUCGUGACAUGCCCUGGGACAGUUAGGGCUGCUGAGGACGUGUAAGCCUCCUUCCCCUUCUCCUUUAGAGUCUGAAGGAAGGGCUGACGGCGGAGCAGAGACUCCACCUCUUUGAAAAUAAAGACACUAAGGAGUUCUGACAGUGACGCGUAAUGUCUACCUACCUUGCUGCAUGUUUAGAAGCCCACUAUAUUUUAGCUCUGUAAUUACUUAUUUAGUAACACUACACACUGGUCACCAAACACAGAUCAUAUGUUAUUAAAAAACAUGGUAUGAAGUUUGAAUUUCAUGUCUAGAGUUUGCAUUCCAUGCACUUCAGUUAACUGUGACAUUUUUUGUAUUGUUGAUUUUUUUUCUGCCAUGUCUUACUGUAAAUACUAUUUUUAAAUGAGCAUCUGUCAUACAUACACUAAAACUAUGACCGUGUAAGCUACUGUUUUAACUCUAGACUGUUGCUAGCCAAAGCAUAAAUGUGAUGUUCAGUGGCUAAACACACUACAUAUUGGUGAAUAAUACCUGCAUAACAAAACCAUAGGAACUAGUCUGGCGGUCAAUCUGCACGUUAACGCUCCUCCACUCCAUUGUCAUUCCAGCACUGAUGGAAGUGUUACUCGGUAAACAAGCUAUGGAACAAAAUGCUCGUCUGCAGUAGAAAACAAGUCCUUGCCCAUGUUGCUUCAUCGCUUCACUUCCAAAUUAACAUCAAAGAUGUUCUCUGCAGUCCUUGGAAAAAAAAUCUAAGACCGGUGGAAGGUGACAGCUGAAUGCAUAGGGCUGGAUUCACUGACUAUAAUUUAAAUAUAUAUAUAUAUAUAUGAAAAUUUAUAUAGAGUUUUUUUUCCUACUGCAAUCAUUGGUCCAGCUGUUUAGGAGUUGUUGGAGUUGGUUUAUGUUUGUAGUCUUGUUCAGUGGCAGUCCCUUUGUAUUUAUUUAAAUGGUUGGGAUUUUUCUUUCGCAUUCCCAUUCCUCUGUACUCUUAUUGUAAAUAUAAAGCAAAUAUACACCAACUGACUACAGGUUUAUUAGCAAUAAAUAUUUUUGCACCCUU